CACAACAGCUGGACCUUUAACGUACCUACUCCUCUCCACAUUCCUCUUCCUCUCCCGUACUCUCAUCAUGUCAGGCUGGGGAUCAUGGCUCUCUAACGCAGGAGCUUCUGGCGGCUCGCCUGCUGUCAAGGAGGGCAACUUCCAUGCCAUCACCGACACCGUUCCUCAGGACAGCCUCUAUGGAGCGCUCGAGCCUUCCGAUCUCGAGUGGACUUGCGCUGGUGGUUUCGUCACCGAGACACAGACUUGGUAUACUAUCCUGAAGGAUGGCAGCUUUGCUACUAGUCAAAUUAUUCACUCUGCAGUAGGGCUGUGGUACCCUCAGAUCCAAGUGACUUUCAAGUACUUCAACCCAAAGACCAACCAGAAGAUCUGGAAGUCGGUCAACGUCACCAAGUUUACCACCCCGCCUCCUGAGGGCUUCCGCAACAAGAAGUGGGACAAGCGCUCCAGCAAGUCGGACCAAUACUCGGCUCUCUUCGAGACCCUCGACGAUGGAUCUGAGAAGUACACCAUCGAAGCCAACAUGAGCGAUGACUUGCAGUUGGCCUACUCGUUCACCAGGCCCGCUGCUGCGAAAGGCUGGAAGCUGGGAUCUGGUGCCAAUGGCGGCAAGUCCAUCUUUGGAUCCAACCCCAGCUCUCCUGAUGGAUACGUUGUUCACCGCUUCUGGCCGACUGCCAAGAGCACUGGCCACUUCAUCAUCAAGGGACAAGCCAUUGAUGCAGAGGGACAAGGUAUGUUUGUGCACGCCAUUCAGGGCAUGAGGCCCAACCUCGUGGCAUCGAAGUGGAACUUCUGCAACUUCCAGUCGCCGGACCUAGGCGGAGUUCAGGCAAUCAUGAUGGAGUUCACCACUACCAGCGAGUACGGAGGAGCAUCCGCGGGCGGUCAGAGCAAGUCCAGCAGUGAAACUGGCGGUCGAGAGAGUAUGACGGUCAACAUUGGCUCUGUCACUGUAGGUGGAGAGCUAGUUGCUGUCACUGCUGCGACCAGAGGGUCCAAGUCGUCGCCAUCCGACCCAUCCAAGGGAUCUCAGUCCAGCGUCAAGCAUCUCGAUCGAGUUUUGGACAACGAGACUGGCUACCUGGCCCCGCAGUCCAUUCAAUUCACCUGGGAGGGUCCGCAACUCACGAGCACUGGUGGCGACAGGAAGGGAGACACGUCAAAGCUGGUCCGAGCUAGCACCAAGGUGGAGCUCGGCAAGCCUUCGCCCGUCUCCGAGGCUAAGGGACUGGUUGACAAGGUGGAUGUGCUGGCCGAGAUUCCCUACAUGGUGCGAAAGGUGGUCAACUACGUUGCGGGCACGAAGCCUUACAUCUACCAGACGCUUAACCCCGCUUCGCUGUCCUUGACUGUCCCUUCUGGAGAACACGCUGUGGAUGGACAGAAGGUGGAGGGCUCGCUUUUCGAGGAGCACACCUUCAUCAGCUCUGUCGUGGGCGAUAACAUUACUGGCGGCAAGUAAAUUAGGUCUAGACGUAGUGAGAAUGGGAGAUGCUUUUCGUUGUAUCGUGAGAUCACACUUUCCGGCCAUGGUAAUCGAAGUGUCUUUAGUGAUCCCUUGC
This is a messenger RNA of Microstroma glucosiphilum, 1568 nucleotides long. Its product is annotated as oxidative stress survival, Svf1-like protein. Gene Ontology annotation, biological process: response to oxidative stress. The record is from RefSeq and is a predicted model, not a curated record. Gene Ontology annotation, cellular component: cytoplasm. The transcript is spliced from 3 exons. NCBI's taxonomy places the organism in Eukaryota, Fungi, Basidiomycota, Exobasidiomycetes, Microstromatales, Microstromataceae. Bases 68 to 1468 code for a protein of 466 amino acids.